UAUAUUGUUAGAUUCUAUUUCAAAUAUCUAACCUUGGCUCUCCCUAUAACACUGUUUGGUCGCUCACGCAUGUGCGCCCAAGAACGGCGCGGGAGAAGACGUACCUACUGCCGCGCCGGGCACCCGGGCAGACACUGCCUGACAUUGACCGUGAGUGGUCGUAAAUUGUAAAAAUCUAACAUCAGGUGUGGGUUACACGUGUACUUUUCGUAAACGUUUGGUACUCUGUGAAGUUUUGUGGUUGUGAAAGACAUUAUGGCAGAAGAGUUGGCAAAGCCUCUAGGAGCAAUUGCAUCGAUUUUGGAAAAUCUACAGGGGAAGGUGGAUGACAGUGGAACACAAUUUUCUGCACCUGUUAUCCAAAAAACUCCUAUUUCUUUGGCCUUGCUCAGUUUUGAUCCGGACAGCACCGAUAGCCACGUAUGGUUACAAAAAAUAGAGGGAUAUAAAAAUGAAUUUGGUUGGUCUGACCGGGAAACUAGUAGCCUGCAUAACUAAUCUAACCAGGAAUAAUGUUGACUUUGCUUGGACGUCAGAAUGUGAACAGGCAAGGCGAUACAUUAUUGAUGUCCUAACAGAAAAAC
Acanthoscelides obtectus is the source of this 584-nucleotide messenger RNA. Lineage: Eukaryota; Metazoa; Arthropoda; Insecta; Coleoptera; Chrysomelidae. The record is from the annotation of a GenBank genome assembly.